GGGGCAGGGCAAGUGGGGCGUCGGGUUCCGGAAGUACAGGGUUCCGGGGGCGGCCUGGGGUCCCGGUGGGCGCCGCGUCCCCGGCUCCGGGGUUCGGGCGGGGUGCGGCCUUCCUCUUCUGACCGGCUCGCACGUUUCCCGCGGUGCCCCGGGACCUGCUUUCCCCGCUGCUAAUUGGCGCGUGGGUGGCGCGACCGCCCCGGGGGAGCUUGGCACGAGGGGAACUGACUCAGAUGCACCUGUCACACUGGGACACGGGCGGGGCUGCAUCGCCUGCAACGGUGCAGCGAGUGCGAUGCACGUGCCGGUCACCCGUGCACUCCGGAGCUGAGGCCGGAGGAGCGCUGAAGUUUCAGUCAGUAGAGUCGUUGACUGGCAUGCUCGAUACACAGCUUCAUCCUCAGCGUCCUUCUCUGGUUCAUCUCAGCACUUCUGAAAUGAAGGCAGGAUAAGGGGUUUAUCCUCAGCUAAAAGCAUCAUAAGGAAUUUGCGUCCAUCCUGUACUACAUGAGGUUCUGUCUCAACAAAAUUCCGGUCCGGCGGUGGUGGCGCACGCCUUUAAUUACUUGGGAGACCGAGGCAGAAGAUCUCUGUGAAUUCGAGCCUGGUCUACACAGCGAGUUCCAAGACAGCCAGGGCUACAUAGAUUAUCCCUGUCUCGAAAAACAAAAUAAAGACCCCCUGCAAAACCAAAAUCCCUAGAAGAACAUAGAAUGCCCACCUGAAUAUGUGAUCUGGAGUGUCCCUAAGUGUGACAGCUCACCACAGGCCAGCCUGGCAAGGGAUAACGGCCAAGGCAUUGGUCCUCAACCUGUGCAUCUCAACCCCUUUGAGGGUUGAAUGACCUUUCGUAGGGGUCGCAUAUCAGAUAUUUACAGUUCAUAGCAGCAGUAAAAUUAUAACUGAAGUAACGAGAUAAUUUUAUGGUUGGGGUUCACCACAGCAGGUAUUGGACGGUCUCAGCAUUAGGAAGGUUGAGAGCCACGGGCUUUGAGUAAGCCUGUUGUUGUGGAGUCUGAAGGGAGGGGUUACAGUGAUGGACCCUGCACAUUGGGGAAGGUGGGAGAGUGUAGGCGGGAACAGGCCUGGUGUGUGCAGACUUGUUAUCGCAGCCCUUGGAGAUUUGUGAUUAGGCCGAAGAAUUGUGAGUUCCAAGCCAGCUUGUGCUCAUGGGAGACUGCUGCCCCGAAUGCAGUGACUGAGUAGGCCAGGUGCUGGGAACCUGGGACUCCCAUCAAAGCUGGGCUCGGCUGUAGGGGAAUAUAAGGUGUUGUGUUGUUUCUGCUGCAUUUGUUUAACUCCAUGAGGCUGUGAUUCUUUGCCUGUCUAAAACACCUGAUGGUCUAAUAAAGAGCUGCAUGACCAAUAACGAGACGGAAGUAAGAAUAGGCGGGGCUCUCAGGUAGAGAGUAUAAAUAGAAGGAGACCCGAGGAAGAGAAGGAGCAAGCCAAGGGGGAGGAUAAGACACAGAAGUAAGAAAAGGAGAAAGCCCAGAGGCAGAGGGUGGACGGGAUAAUUUAACAAAAGCAGGCUAUAAACAAGCCAAGCUAUGGCUCUGUGUAAAAAAAAAAAAAAAAAAAUGCCUCUGUGUGUUUUAUUUGGGAGCUGGGUGGCAGAACCCACCAAAAGCCAAAAGACUAAAACAUCACACUACACUUGGCAGUAGGCGCCUGUAAUCGCAGCUGUGGAGAGGCGCAGGGCAGUGCUGGCAAUCAGCCUGAAGACUCCGUGAGGGACUCUCCUGAACAUACGAUGCAGGGAGGAUGGCGUCCAGUGCUGACCUCUGACCUCCACAUGCACGUGUGCACAUGCAUGCACACACAUGGGUAUGCCUAUGCUCAUAGAUGUUCACACAGAACCCCCAGCCUUCAGGAUCCUAGCAGGAAAGCAGGUGUUCGCUCAUGGGAGGAUGUGGACCCCACCGUCUGCAGUCUGGACGAGCAGCUCAAGGCCUUUGUGUCCCGGCACUCGGCCACCUUCUCCAGCAUUGUGAAAGGCCAGCGGAGCCUGCACCACCGUGGGGAGACCCUGGAGACUCUGGUGCUGCUGAACCCUUCAGACAAGUCCCUGUGUGAUGAGCUCCGGAACCUCCUGAUGGAUCCGGCCCCUCACAAACUGCUGGUGCUGGCAGGGCCCUGCCUGGAGGAGACCGGGGAGCUGCUGCUACAGACCGGGGGAUUCUCAGCCCAGCACUUCCUACAGGUGCUGGGGGACAAAGAGGUUCAGGAGGCGCUAGCUUCAGCACCCACUGCUACACCGGCCCUUACCGUGUCCUGUCCAACCUUUGGGGACUGGGCGCUGCUGGGUCCCGCAACUGGACUGCGGCUGCGACUGAACCCUCCUGCGCGGCUGCCUGCCUCCGAGGGCCUGCGAGCCUUUCUGGAGUAUGUGGCUGAGUCCCUAGAGCCGCCGUCACCUUUUGAGCUGCUGGAGCCCCCGGCUGCGGGCGGCUUCCUGCGUCUGGCCCGGCCCUGCUGCUACGUGUUCCCAGGCGGCCUAGGUGACGCAGCGUUUUUUGCAGUCAACGGCUUCACUGUGCUGGUGAAUGGUGGCUCCAACCCUAAGUCGAGCUUCUGGAAGCUGGUGCGCCAUCUGGACCGCGUGGACGCUGUGCUAGUGACCCAUGCAGGUGCCGACAGCCUGCCUGGCCUCAACAGCCUGCUGCGCCGCAAGUUGGCGGAGCGUGAGGCAGCUGCAGGGUCACAGGGACAGCAUGAGGAGAGACUGCGUCGCCUGCUGUCACCUGCCCUGGGUGUAGUGUUCCUGAAUGCGCGCCAGGCGGCGUCUCGGUUGCGUGGGGGUGAGGAUGAGGCGGUGUGUGCUCGGGGCCUGCUGCAGAGCCUGGGUAUUGCACCCCUACCCCUGCAGCGUGGCCCGCAGCCCACGCGCCCCACCAUCCUCUUCGAGAAGCUGGGCGUCGGUCGCCUCGAGCUCUUUGUGCUGCACCCGCCACCUGGGGACCCUGCUGCACCCGCCUGCGCUCUGCUGGUGUGGCAGCCUGCUGCGCCCAGUGACAAGGUGGUGCGUGUGCUAUUCCCAGGCCACACACCGCCUGCACGCCUACUGGACGGGCUGCAGCGCCUGCAGCAUCUGCCAUGCCUGCGCCGGCCAGUGGUCACUGCACGUGACUUGGAUACACCGGCAAGGGCUGACAGCCAGGACAGCUUGGCCUCACGGGAUAGCUCGCGCAAAGAGCCGGUCCGGAGCACCAUCGCCAGCUCCACCAGCAGGAACACAGUGCGAAGGGAGUCUGCUCCACCCAUGCGUGACCUGAAGAAGGACACAAAACCGGUGCCCUUACGGCCUACAGUCCGCGACGUGCGUCGCUCUGGGCCUGGUGUCACCAACGUAAAGCCGCGCAUGUCACAGAAUGGGCCUCGUGCCCCAGUGGGGCCACCUACCGCUAAUGUACCCGAGUGUCCUGGAGCAGCUGGGAGCAGUGUGGAGCCUGAGCAGCCACCGGCCCCAUCCCCGACCCUGUCCUCAGCUCGGUCCCCACAACCUACCGCAUCUGGCAGUAGCCCUGAGCACCUGUCACUCAGCCCGCUGCGCCCCGAGCCCACCCUAGACGCAUCGCCCUCAGCCACUACACCCACGGCCACAACACCCACGCUGACCACGCCCUCCUUGCCUGCGGAGUUGGGCUCACCGCACUCCACUGAGGUAGAUGAGUCACUGUCUGUGUCCUUCGAGCAGGUGCUACCAGCAGGUGACUCGGGGCUCAGCCUUCCCCUGCGCCUUGCGCGCCGCUCCACAUCUCCACACGACGUGGACCUGUGCCUCGUUUCACCCUGUGAGUUUGCACACCGCAAACCGCCCCCUCCCGCAUCUCCAGGCAGCUCAGACAGCAGCGCCCAUUCACAGGAGCGGCCACCCGAGACGCCGCCCACGUCGGUGAGUGAGUCACUGCCCACAUUGUCUGAUUCUGACCCCGUGCCUGUUGCGGACUCCGACGAUGACGCAGGUGGUGAGAGUGCAGCCAGGGACCCGCUGCCCACUCCCCGUGUGCCACCACCACUGCCCGAUGCACCCGGAAUCUGUAUGGUGGAUCCCGAGGCGCUGCCCUCCCGCUCCAGGCAGCCCCCCAACCCUGCCAAUACCAGUCGCAGCCGCAAGGCCCCUGCAAGGCCCAGCUCUGCCUCUACUGUCCCCAGAACUGCAUCCUUAGCUGCCAAGACAAAAGGCCCUACCGGGGACCGGGCCCGGCCACUGAGCGCCCGCAGUGAGCCCGCAGACAAGCCAGGCCGUGUGCCCCUCACCAGGAAGCCCUCGGUCCCCAAGACUACCCCCAAAGCCUCUGGCACGAGGAUCUCAGGGCCCAGUAGCCGCCCUGUGCCACCCAUUGCUGGCUCCCCUGUCUAUCUGGAUCUGGCCUACCUGCCCGGGGGUGGCGCGGGUCACCUGGACCAGGACUUCUUCAUGCGAGUGCGUGCACUCUGCUAUGUCAUCAGUGGGCAGGGCCAGCGCCAGGAGGAGGGGCUGCGUGCUGUGUUGGAUGCUCUGCUGGCUGGCAAGCAGCAGUGGGACCUUGACCUGCAGGUCACCCUGAUCCCUACCUUCGACUCCGCGGUGAUGCACAGGUGGUAUGAGGAGACGCAUGAGCAGCACCAGGCGCUGGGCAUCAGGGUGCUGGGCAGUGGCAGCAUGGUGUCCAUGCAGGAUGAGGCCUUCCCGGCCUGCAAGGUGGAGUUCUAGCCCCGUGCCGCAGUGCACCCUGGGAUCUGAGUCGCGGCUCUAUACACCACAUUGAACCCCGACACCGCAUUCGAGUGUGCCACUGUGACACGCCAGCUUCCAUCCUAGCACCACAGACGGGGGCAGUGCUGCUGUUACCAGCUGUUGAGCUGGCCACGGGGCAGGCACAGCUACCCACGCUCUUCUUCCUAGCACUCAGGUUGCAGAGGCAGGAGGAUCAUGUGGGUUCCAGGCCAUCCUGGCCUCCCAAAAGAUAGAGCAGAUGGGUAAGAUUUUGGUUUUGAUGUCUUAGUUAGGGUUUCUUGUGCUUUGUAAACACCUUGUCCUUAAACAUCUUGAGAGGUUUGCUGGAGUCAGGAAGGAGCCUGGAGGCCGUGGAGGGUGCUGCUUACCGGCUUCUCCCAUGCUUGGCAGCUCUUCUCGUAGGCACCCAGGCCAGUCUGGUGGGGGCAGAUUUUAGUUUAUGUUCCCUCUUCUCAAUUGCUCUAGCCACCGCACUUGGAGAGAAUCUAACAAGGAAAACAGACUAGGGUGUGCUCGGUAGUCCCAUGUCAGCUCAACACAAGCUGGAGUCACCUGAGAGGAGGGAG
Messenger RNA from Myodes glareolus (Bank vole), 5286 nucleotides. The record is from RefSeq and is a predicted model, not a curated record. NCBI's taxonomy places the organism in Eukaryota, Metazoa, Chordata, Mammalia, Rodentia, Cricetidae.